AUGCAUUCCUCCGACGACGGCGAGGUAAGGAAAGGAGAGAAGGAAGCUGUACUUCACGACGACGGCGAGGAGGGCGCCUCAUUGCUGAGAAGGUUGAGCAUAGGCCCUCGCCCGUCGACCCGUGACCGGCAACUUGUGAUUCUGGCCCUCGGCGGCUUGCUCUGCGAACGUGUCCUCAUACGUGAAAAUCCCUCCAGAGUCUUCAAUGCUCGCCGGCCUUACGAUGCCGCGUACGGGAGCUUUGUAGUUUACAAGAGGCCUCACUGCGAAACGUUUCUGAAAUUCUGCUUCGAAAAGUUCGACGUGGCGAUCUGGUCAACGGCAAAUAGUUGGUACACAGAGAAUGCUUUGGACUGUGUAAUGACCGGGCUGAAGAAGAGCGGUCUUGUGUUUGUUUGGAAUCAACAUGCUAUUGACUCAGGAUUCAAAUCACUGCAAAAGAAAGAUAGGCCCAUCUUCUUGAAGAAGUUGAGUAAUGUUUGGGAUCGGCGUUGGAGAACUACUUUUGGUAGCAGUAGUCGUCGAUAUUCAGCUUCCAAUACGUUAAUGAUCGAACUCGAUGAUGUACCCGAGAAGACACUCUUGAAUCCUCCAAACACAGCUGUGUUUGCUCCUGAGUACAAGUUUGAGGAUGACGAUGAUAAUGUACUAGCUCAAGAAGGGGAACUGUGGAAGUUCUUGGAUGGGCUAUCUAGGGCUGAAGAUGUGGGCUCCUAUGUGACGGCCAAUCCAUACGGGCCUCCUGCCAUAACAGCAGCCCAUCCCGACUGGGCUUAUUACCAAGAGAUCAUACAUGCUCAUGGCGGAAGCAGCUGA
Molecule: messenger RNA, 816 nt
Organism: Linum trigynum
Lineage: Eukaryota; Viridiplantae; Streptophyta; Magnoliopsida; Malpighiales; Linaceae
Source: the annotation of a GenBank genome assembly